AUGGAUGGUAAUUUCUAUCAAAAUUUGUUAUUUAACAAUGCGGACUACAACUAUAGUGCAACUGGUUCUGUGCAGCAGAGUACAUCAUACUUGCCCCAAAAUAGUUCAAAGACUUGUGACUAUAACUGCAUUUGUUGUGCUCGAUUCCAUGUUGGGAACCCUUGCCCUUGUAAUGCAUCAAAAACAUCCAUUGGUACGCAAACUGACCUUGAAGUUCCUCAGGGGCUUGAUUCCGAGCAAUUUUGGAAAAGAGGAACCUAUGAGCACAGCAUUUUGCAGAAAUCUGUACAUGAUGUUGUACAAAAGUACAAUCUCAGUGGGAAAACAGAUGCCAGUUGGGAGCAAGCAACCAGCGAAAUUAUGACAUCCUUCACCAAAGACAUGGACCAAACUCAAUCAAACCGACAGAAAAUCCAGCAGCGUAUGCGAAAAGCCAUCUAUUGGAUUAAAUUCUAUGGGAAGAAAAAAACUGAAGCUAUCAAGGAUGGACAAAAAUCAGUUUAUCGCUUCUUGUGCAAGUCCAGAAAACGAAGAGCCAACACAACCGAAACAAGCACCUUAGAGAGGACCCAUGCAUCAGUGCUUGAAGAUGGACUCUUAGCCUGUACAACAUCUCGUGUGAUUAAUGGAAUUAAAGGACUAAGUCCAUUAUGCUUGCUGAGUGUGUUCAAUAUGGUUGCAGGCUUUGUGCCAGACUACUUGCAUAAUGUAUGCCAGGGUGUGACACGUCAGUUUACAAGCCUUUGGUUAGACACCCAUAAUAAAGGGAAGCCAUUUUAUAUUGGACGACAGUGGGAGGAACUGGAUAGGAAGCUGUUAAAAUUAAAGCCCCCCUUUGAAAUCACACGCCGACCACGCUCUCUUUCCACCAGGCGAUUUUGGAAAGCAUCGGAAUGGAGAGCAUUCCUUAUUUUCUAUGCACUUAUUAUUCUAAGAAGCAUUCUUCCGCAACAGUACGUCAACCAUUUCUUCCUGUUGGUGUUUGCUAUAUACACGCUGCUACAGUCAUCUGUAACAUUGGACGAAGUUGACUGUGCUGAGAGGGCUCUCAGAAAGUUUGUACAGCAAGUUGGAGAACUAGGAGCAGACAAUCGUGGAGCUGAAAAUCUGGACGAUUCAACCCCACCGACAGCCAUACACCCCUCUGAUGAUGACGACAGCUCAGACAGUGAUGUCCCCUUGUCAGCUUACACCAAGAAAGGAAAGAAAUCCACUAGAUCCAAACAUGCAACAAAUUGA
Molecule: messenger RNA, 1239 nt
Organism: Saccostrea echinata
Lineage: Eukaryota; Metazoa; Mollusca; Bivalvia; Ostreida; Ostreidae
Exons: 5
Coding region: 1-1239 (412 amino acids)
Source: RefSeq, a predicted model, not a curated record